Trichosurus vulpecula (common brushtail) is the source of this 4402-nucleotide messenger RNA. It is a transcript of the gene KLHDC1, whose product is annotated as kelch domain containing 1. NCBI's taxonomy places the organism in Eukaryota, Metazoa, Chordata, Mammalia, Diprotodontia, Phalangeridae. The transcript has 13 exons. The record is from RefSeq and is a predicted model, not a curated record. Gene Ontology annotation, molecular function: protein binding. The coding region runs from base 97 to 1311 and encodes 404 amino acids.
CCCUGUGUGGAGAAGGGAGCCUCCAAAUAGGUCGCUCCGGGUGGAAGGGGCGUGAGGUGCUCAGCAGCGCUGUCCCUCAGGCCAGGCCGGGGAAGGAUGGCGGCGGCUAUGGCAGCGACAGAAUUGUACUGUGUGGCCGAGGAGCGAAGUGGACACUGCGCUGUAGUGGACGGGAACUUCCUCUACGUCUGGGGGGGAUAUGUGUCUAUUGAAGACAAUGAAGUGUAUUUGCCUAAUGAUGAAAUUUGGAUCUAUGAAAUUGACAAUGGUUUGUGGACAAUGCACCUCAUGGAAGGAGAACUCCCUACAUCCAUGUCAGGAAGUUGUGGUGCUUGCAUUAAUGGAAAAUUGUACAUUUUUGGAGGAUAUGAUGACAAAGGAUACAGCAAUCGACUCUAUUUUGUUAAUUUACGAACAAGAGAUGGAACAUUCCAGUGGGAAAAAAUCAUCGACUUUAAAGGACAGCCCCCUACACCACGAGACAAACUUUCUUGCUGGGUAUAUAAAGACAGGUUAAUAUAUUUUGGUGGUUAUGGAUGUAGGAAACACAAUGAACUCCAAGACUGUUUUGAUGUUCAUGAUGCAUCUUGGGAAGGACAGAUAUUCUGGGGUUGGCAUAACGAUGUUCAUGUUUUUGAUACAAAUACACAGACUUGGUUUCAACCACAAAUUAAAAAUGGAAUUCCACCACAGCCUCGAGCAGCUCAUACAUGCGCAGUACUUGGAAAUAAGGGCUAUAUUUUUGGAGGACGAGUAUUGCAAACUAGGAUGAAUGAUUUGCACUGUCUGAACUUAGAUACUUGGACUUGGUCUGGAAGAAUUCAUACUAAUGGAGAAAAACCAAAACAUCGGUCUUGGCAUACUUUGACACCAAUUGCUGAUGAUCAGCUUUUUCUGUUUGGUGGAUUAAGUGCAGAGAAUAUUCCUCUAAGUGAUGGAUGGAUUCACAAUGUGAUAACAAAUGGUUGGAGACAGCUUACACAUUUACCUAAGACAAGACCCAGGUUAUGGCAUACUGCCUGUCUGGGAAAAGAAAAUGAAGUAAUGGUAUUUGGUGGGAGCAAAGAUGAUUUACUUUUUUUGGAUACAGGUCACUGUAAUGAUUUAUUGAUCUUUCAAACUCAGCCUUACUCACUUCUCAGGUUAUGUCUCGACUGCAUUGGUAAAAAUGCUGUCACCUUAGAAAGUCAGAUAACUUUAUUACCUCCAAAGCUUCUUCAGCAAGUCCUCAAAAAAAUAACAUUUUGGACUGCAGCUAAUCAUCGACAAGAACAAAGAGCCAAAAAUGAAGAAACAGAUAAAUAUCUUUGAAUUAAUAUUGUUAUAUACCAUAUAUAUUCAUUAUGUUUAACAUUUUGGAAAAGACUGCUAUUAAUAGAGUUUUAAUUCUGGUCUUCCCCCCAAAAAAUAGUAUUUGGCAGCAAAAAAGCUACUUUUGGAGGGAUACUAUAACAAUGAUGGAUGUUAGAUGCAAGAAUGGCACAAUAAUUUAAAAUUUUAAGAACAGGUCACCUUUCAAAUAAGUUAUGGUAAAGUUAUUCCUCUGGAAAAUUAGUAACUAACAGAUAAUAAAAAUUCAUCUCAUUGUUCAUUCUUCAUUGAAAAUACUAUUCAGAAUAUUCAGGAAAAUGAUAGAUUAGUCUAAGGACUUCAGGAAUCCAAAGAAAUACAUUUGUUACUGAUUUUUGGAGAGAAUAAAUUCUCUGAAGUAAUUCAACAAAAAUCUUAAAUUUCUCAUAAAUUAAUUAAUAUUGCUUAUGUUAGUCAUGAAAAAAUAUAAAUAUUUGGAUGAGUGAUAUCAAACUUUGAACUGUCAUGCUUUUUUACAUACUUAAGUUUCUGAGACAUCUUUAUUACCUCAACCAGCUGAGGAGUAAAGUUAGCUACAAUGGAUGGUAUCCAAAGUCCAGUUAAUUUUGUGAAUAUCAACAACAUGGUAACAUAGGUGAUGUAGCAAUUAGUUGAGUAGUGUGGGUUCAUUAAGAAGUAGGUUAUAUAGUAACCUACAGUUCUGUAAAAAUAUAAUUUGCCUCAUAAGAAUGGUUCCUGUAAAAUUUUAAUGUUGAAUGAGAGGUAAUAACUCAAUAACUACUCAUAAUAAGACCCUCUCCUUAAUUUCUUCUAAAAUAUAGAGGUAAUGCUCAGGAUAUUUGGGUGAUGAGCAUAUAGUAUCAUCACUUUAAUCUCUGAUAUUGCUACAUAUGUGAAAAUGGCAGACUAGAUUAAUAUCAAUUAGUCCUUUAAACUAUGCUAAAGAAUAUCUUCUUAGCGUGACCAUAGUCUUCCAUUUUGUCUCUCAUACUCUUGAUCUUUAUUCUAGAAUUGAAAUUAACUAUUUUUGAAAUGUAUUAGCAUAAAAACAUUUCUAUAUUGAAAUAUAAUUAGCAAUGCAAAUUGUAAUAUAGUUUGUUGUAUCUCUAAUCACUGAAAGUUUUUAGAGAUAUGUUUUAGAUAUAAGUGUAUUUGGAUGUGUAAAAUUUAUAUUUUCUGCAUUGAAAUAUUUUGUCUAAAUUUAUUUAUUGUAUAAAAUAUAGAAAAUGACUAUUUUUCUAUUUUGAUCAGUAUUAACAGUCAUUAGUGUUAAUUAAGCAAAGAAUUUUUGAUUACUAAUAUUUCAUUAGGUUUGUCUUUAUAUAUAAUCUGAAUAGCAGAUUUUGGAUACAGGAUCUUUACAAAUGUUUUAUGUCUUAGAGAAAGUUUUUAUGGCUAUGUAAUAUAGUUGGGCCAUAUUUUCAUAUUGAAUUUGACUAAGAAAACAUUUAAUAGAAAUGAAAUUAGUGUUUAAGGGGUUAGGAGUGGGAACCAAAGGUAUGGCCCCAGCUUUAAUGAAAUCUCUUAAAAGCAUCUGAUUAUAUGUAUUCUUUAGAAAGUGCUGGAUUUCUAAUUGCUGUUUCUUUGGCUUUAAAAGGUCUUCUUUCAUUCAUUUUAGUAUAUAGUACCUGUUUUCAAAAUAAGCAUUUUAAUUUGUACAGGAGAAACUGUUACUUAAGAUGUUUAUUUCAGGUUUUUUUAAAAAUUUAAAAUGUAGUCCCUUUUCUAAAUAGUGCAUGUACUAUAUAGUAGAAAGGUCAGACUAAUGCUAUUUUAAGUUGACAACUUGAGACACAACAUUGCUUGAUAAAGGAGUUUUGUCUUGCAAGGUAAAAGUGCCUCGUUGAUUAGAAAUUUUCUCUCCAUUCUACGCUUUCACUGCCCAAACAGUCAGGAUUUUCUUAAUGUUAGUAGCCCUGUAGGAACUCCAGAAACCUGCAAAGCCAGUUCUAAGUUCUGUUUUUGAAGAAGCCAGUUCUACUAGACCUAAUUUCACCCUCCACUUCUUUGGCCAAAAUGGAUUCAGAAAAUUAGAAGGUGACCCAUUGUGAGCACUGAUGGUUCCCACAAGGCUAUGAAUAAAUAAGGUACCCAUAACCUGACUCAUAGAGAACAGGGUAUCCCAUAGGCUAUCCUGUCCUCAAAAACCAUGUCUUCCUGAUACUGUACAUUUAGAAUAUGGUAUAGUGGUCAUAUUCGAAAGUCAUUAACACAUUUAGAUGUUCAUAUUAGUCAGUUAGUAUUAAUUUUCAAGCUUUGUUUCCAUGACAAGCAUACUCUAAUAGGAAUCUCAUAGGUACUACCUAAACCUUAAUAUUGUAGUACUUGCUUCCUUUUUCCCUUGUUCUCUAUGCCUACUUCUCAUACCCCCCUCAAAAGACUUGUAUGAAAUGAUUUAAAGCAAAUUUAUAGGAAUAGUGAUGUCAUAGCAUGUUCAUGCAGUCCUAUCACAUGAAGAAGUUGGAUUAAAAAUAUUUUUGGUAAGGGAUAAAAGAGGGAGAGACAUGCUUCUCCAUUUUUAAAAAUGUUUUCCAAUUUAUCUACAUGUUGUUUUGUUAUUUUGGAAUUUCCAGUUUGUUAGGAUUUUCUUGACAUUCAAGUAACACUCCAAAGGUAUUAUAUUCUGAAUCCUCUACACUAAGAAGUUUAGCAGGAUGAUCACUGAUAUUCUAGAUUAUUUGUUUCAGUAAAAAAUCUGUAUUUUUAUCCUCCCAUUGAAAUAAUCUUAGCCAAAGAAACAGUAUUAAUGCACAAGCAUAGAAAAGAGUUAGAAUUUUUGAUGGCUUUUUGGUAAUUUUUCUGUUAAGACAAUAAGUGGGAGAAAGUGACAUGUGUAAAAAGAAAUUAAUUAAUGACAAAGGAAAAAACAUAAGAAUUUUUGGAAUCUGCUAUGUCAGAAAAAAGAAAACUCAAAAUGACCUUAACCCCAACAUACAAAGAAACUUAAAAUAAGUUUUUUAUCUUAUGCCAGCCAUUAUCAGAGAUGCCUUCAGUACAAUGUUUGUUUAAUAAAUGUGUUUGGAAAAUCUGUAAUUUCUUUGUUAUUAAUUAUAAAUGAAAUAAAAUAAUUUGCUUUGUUUAUAGUAACUAA